This is a messenger RNA of Carassius auratus (goldfish), 2191 nucleotides long. Its product is annotated as ras-related protein Rab-3A. Lineage: Eukaryota; Metazoa; Chordata; Actinopteri; Cypriniformes; Cyprinidae. The transcript is spliced from 5 exons. The record is from RefSeq and is a predicted model, not a curated record. The coding region runs from base 115 to 777 and encodes 220 amino acids. Gene Ontology annotation, molecular function: GTPase activity; GTP binding.
CAUUGUUUAGCCCCGCCCCCAGCUGGCUCCAGUCGACUGACGAAAGCACGAUUACAGGUGCACGAGCUGCCUGGGAGCUGCAUCCAAACUACAGCAAAUAAACCUCCUGUUAAGAUGGCCUCAGCAAAUGAUGCUCGAUAUGGACAGAAAGAGUCUGCGGAUCAGAACUUUGACUACAUGUUUAAGAUCCUGAUCAUUGGCAACAGCAGUGUUGGCAAAACCAGUUUCCUGUUCCGCUACGCUGAUGACUCCUUCACACCCGCCUUCGUCAGCACUGUGGGCAUAGACUUCAAAGUCAAGACCAUCUACAGGAACGACAAAAGGAUAAAGCUUCAAAUAUGGGACACUGCUGGGCAGGAGAGGUACAGGACCAUCACCACAGCAUACUAUCGUGGAGCAAUGGGCUUCAUUGUGAUGUAUGACAUCACCAACCAGGAUUCCUUUAAUGCCGUUCAGGACUGGUCCACACAGAUUAAGACAUAUUCAUGGGACAAUGCUCAAGUGCUGCUGGUGGGAAAUAAGUGUGACAUGGAAGACGAGAGAGUGGUUGCUUCAGAGAGAGGAAGACAGCUGUCUGAACAGCUCGGCUUUGAGUAUUUUGAGGCCAGUGCCAAGGACAACAUUAACGUGAAGCAGUCAUUUGAGCGGCUGGUGGACAUAAUCUGUGAGAGGAUGGCUGAGAACCUGGAGUCGGCGGAUCCGUCCAUCACUGGACACAAGCAGGGCCAUCAGCUCAACGAGCAGCCGCAGCGCUCCCACAAAGACUGCGCUUGCUAAGGGUCGCUCUCUGCCUCUCCACCGUUCCCCGCAGAUUGAACAAUGUAUGUAUGAGAGAAGGCUUUGGUAAGAGAGGAGCUGAGUCCUCUCUCUGUCACAUUUGUGAGGUUGACAUCAGCGCAUUUUUAUUUCUCUUAUAUUGGUAUUGGCAACCAGUGUUCCUCUCAUCUCUUAAGAAUUUGACAGCAUAGUACUUUUUGACUUUGGGGUCAAAUUAACUCCAACGUGAAAUUAGGUGAAUCACAUUUUGUUUUGGUAAAAUAUCUACUAAAACAUUCUUCAAAAUGUUGCUAAACGUUCAUGAGCAUUUCAAAUUCACACAAAUAUCCUCAAUGCAUUGCCAUGAGAUAUUUUAUUAUGAUUUUUUUUAAACAAACCGAUACACAGUUGGGACCAGAUUGUUGUGUGGAAACCAUCAGCGUAGCGGCUCAUCCCAAGAUCGAACGUUUGAAUGAAUCCUAAGAUUGAAUUGUUCAGGAGUUCUGCUUCGCUCUUUUAUUUUUAUUUUUUAAUUAAAGAGUGAAAAGGAAAUGCACACUAAUUAAUUUGCUCCCUGUUAUUUUUUCAAUAACAGCAGGUGUAUUUUGUAAAACAGAUUAUAUUAUAUAAGCCAAAACGGUAUAUGUGAUAAUAGAUGUAAUUAGGAAAAAAUAAUUCUGAUGUGCUUAAUUGCUCAGUUGUGUUUGUAAUACAAAGGAAUUUCUGAAUUUGAGUGUAUUUUUCAGUUACAUGUUCUGCUUUUACUCCGGUUCCUACAUCCUAGGGGACUAGUGGAAGCUUGUGAGUGUCUGUGUGCAUGUUAGUAAUUUAGUGCUUUAUUUAUUUCUUGUUUAUUUACAUGCAUUUGUAUUGGUGUAUGUUUUCUGCAUUAGAUUACGAGGGCUAAAAUGUCUCACUUUUAUAAAUCACAGAGUUUUAAACACACAGGGGGUGAAUGUUUGAAAACCUCAUGUCUGUAGAAGUACUAGGUGUUGUGUUGAUUUUACUCUAUGCAAUUCAGAAGCUUUGUUAUACCAAAUAGUCACUGGAUAUGCAGGGAAAUGGUUUUGUAAGGUGUGGAAUUGAUGAUUUAUACCCUCCCUUUAUAUCCUGUUUACAGUCCACCCUAAACAAAUAGCAAAACACUGGGAUCUACUUUUUUAUACAGAGAAAUGCAUCUCCGUAUGCUUUAUAUGCAGAGGGCUCACUGUUAAAGUAGAAGCCAUAAAACAGUUUUUGGUUUUGAUACUCUUUUUGUAGUUUGGCAGUUUAAGUUUUGUUUGUUUUGUAAAUUGUACAAUAGUUCUUCAGUUCUCAUACGGUAGGUUUCACGUGGUGUUCAUCUUGUAAUGCUGUAUUUCUCCUUGGGACAUAAUGGUAAGAAUAAACCACUGUAUUGGCAAGCUGGACACUCAUUGUGAUGAGGUUUUUCUGU